GGGGUCCUAUUUACCUGCAGCACACGGUCCGUGCUACACAUGUGGGGAAAAAAUGGCUAGUGGAGAUGUGUGGAGCGUGUUAGAGGAUUGUGUAAAGAAAAUAGAUGUCGGCACAGCACAUCCAGAGAACUUCCUGAGCCUUCAAGAUGAAGUAGCAGCAGACUUCAUUUCUCUCACCAAGACCCUGUAUGACCUCCACAAGGCUCACGAGCCUGCGGAGUAUGAAGGCAGCCCAUUGGAUCAGCUAGUGGUGGAAAACUUUGAUGAAGAGCAGAUCUGGCAGGAGUUGGAGUUACAGAAUGGUCCACUACUGAAACAUUUAAAAAAUGUUGUUGAUGAUGUUGUGUCAGAUGAGACACUAACAGUGCUGAAAGAGGAUGAGGAGGAAGAAGUAGAAGAUGGAGAGGAUGAAAGAGAGACUGAUGAUGAAAAUUGUGAAGAGGAAGAAGAGGAACUACCAAGGCAGUCAAGGAAAAUGGCUGAUGAUGGUGCAGAGAAUUUCACAGACGAGGAUUCUGAUUUAGAUUUUGAUGUAGAUGCCCUGGAGAAACGAGAGAAACAGAAGAAAAUGAUUAGCAAAAAAGGCUCAAAAAUUAAGGCUGUUCCCUCUGAGGUUGAUGAUAAGUUCUUUAAGUUAUCAGAAAUGGAGUCAUUUCUUGAUGAUAUGGACAAACGAGAAGGAAAGGGAAAGGACAGUGAAGAUGAUCUAGACUAUUUUCAGGACGUACCCUCUGAUGACGAUGAUGAUCUGGACCUAGAUCAAAUAAUUUCCAACAAAAAGCAAAAGAAGAGCACUGUUAAAAGCUCCAGGAAUCUCAAGUACAAGGAUUACUUUGAUGCGGUGGAUAGUGAACCAGCAAAAGCAGAUGACCAGUCAGAUGGUGAGGAUGACAGCAUGGAUGAGAGCCACAAAGACGGCGAAGAACAAAUUGAUGACGAUGAUGAUGAUUAUGCAAGUGAAGAAGGUGACGAUGAGAAUGAAGAGCAGAUAGAGUCCAAGGAAUCUCAUAAAAAAGUGACCUUUGACCUCUCUGGAGACGAGGACAGUGAGGGAGAGGACAUGGAGGAAAUUUUUGGAGGAAAAACUCCAAGUGCAGUAAAGUCUGAAUCAAAGUCAUCAUUUGAAAAACGGCAAGAAAAGAUGUCAGAGAAGAUUGAUCAGUUGGAGAAAGCGGCUCUAGAAGAGAAGCCCUGGCAGCUGUUGGGAGAAGUGACGGCACAGACUCGGCCUGAGAACAGCAUGCUCGAAGAAGAUGUGGAGUUCGAUCAGGCUUCCAGGAUGGCUCCUGCCAUCACAGAGGAAACCACACUACAGCUAGAGGACAUUAUCAAACAGAGAAUUAAAGACCAGGCUUUUGAUGACGUGGUCCGCAAGGAGAAGCCCAAAGAGGAGGUGUUCGAGUAUAAGAAAAGGCUAACGUUGGACCAUGAGAAGAGCAAGCAGAGUCUGGCAGAAAUUUAUGAGCAAGAAUACAUUAAGCAGACUCAGCAAAAGACAGAAGAAGAGGAGAACCCUGCUCAUGUAGAAAUACAAAAGUUAAUGGACACUCUUUUCCUAAAGCUGGACGCUCUCUCCAACUUCCACUUCACACCCAAACCACCCGUCCCAGAGGUUAAAGUUGUGUCUAAUUUACCAUCCAUUGCGAUGGAGGAGGUGGCUCCAGUCAGCGCUAGUGAUGCAACUCUGCUUGCACCAGAAGAAGUCAAGGGGAAGAACAGAGCAGGCGAUAUGGUGGGCGAUUCAGAGAAGACAUCUACAGACAAGAAACGUGACAGACGCCACAAGAAGAAGGUGAAGCGUCUGAAGAUUAAGGAGAAAGAAACCAGACAGAGACUUAAAGAGGCAAACAAAACGGGAGAGAACAAGAAACUAUCCAAGGCUGAAGUCACAGAAAAUCUGAAAAAACUGACAAAAGGAGGAAAAGCUACGAUACUGAAGGAUGAAGGGAAGGACAAGGCUCUGCGGUCCUCUCAGGCCUUCUUCUCUCAGCUGCAGGACCAGGUUAAAAGUCAAAUCAAAAGUGCAAAGGACCAGUCGUCAAAGAAGAAGAAAAAAACAGCGGUGUCCGUCAGCAAACUCAAAUUAUAAGAGACAUUUUGUUAUGGGGGGGGUUUCUGUUGUACAGAUUCUUUUUAUGAUAAAGUUAUGUUCUAUAAGAUCUGAAAAAUCUUUGUAAAAUGUUUUUCUUGUUAUUAAAAAAAAGAAAAACCCUGA
Molecule: messenger RNA, 2215 nt
Organism: Sphaeramia orbicularis (orbiculate cardinalfish)
Lineage: Eukaryota; Metazoa; Chordata; Actinopteri; Kurtiformes; Apogonidae
Gene: mphosph10
Product: M-phase phosphoprotein 10 (U3 small nucleolar ribonucleoprotein)
Exons: 11
Coding region: 53-2089 (678 amino acids)
Biological process (GO): rRNA processing
Cellular component (GO): small-subunit processome; Mpp10 complex; sno(s)RNA-containing ribonucleoprotein complex
Source: RefSeq, a predicted model, not a curated record